Molecule: messenger RNA, 1295 nt
Organism: Culex quinquefasciatus (southern house mosquito)
Lineage: Eukaryota; Metazoa; Arthropoda; Insecta; Diptera; Culicidae
Exons: 1
Coding region: 1-1248 (415 amino acids)
Source: RefSeq, a predicted model, not a curated record
AUGGCAACCAAACCAUCCGACCUGGGCCUGGACGGUGCCGAUCUUCAGGCGAUCGUUCGCCGCCACUUUGGAAAGUCCGUUGCUCACUUCACGAUCCAGAAUGCCUCGGUUGAACCGUUCGGCGGAAGCCCCGAGGGAUUCCUGGCGGAGUACUACGCGCUCAAGAUCCGGCUGAAUCUGAACGGAUCCCGCAUUGAAGAACUGUCGCUGUUUGUGAAGGUCUUCCCCACGUCGGCGACGGCGUUGACCAACUUUGUGAUCGAGACCAGGUGCUUCCGGAAGGAGACGAAUUUGUAUGAGAGGGUUAUACCGAAGAUUCAGGAAUGCGUUCCGGGGGAGCACUUUAUUCCGCGGCAUUUGCUGACGAAAGAGGAUCGGUUGGUCGUGCUGGAGAACGUGAGGCUGCAGGGGUAUGAUAUCUUGAGGGAGGUUGGGGGAUCGUUGGAUUACGAUCACUUGAGGGUUGCGUUUGAGGCGUUGGCGCAUAUGCACGCGGGGUCGGUACUGUUGGAGGAGAGGGAGUCCAAGGGAUUGCCGGAGUUGUUUCCGGGUGCGUUGAAGGAGAACAGCUGGACGGGGGAGGCGGGAACGAUCAGGACCAACGAUGUCGAGAAUGCGAUCGUGUUUUGGUGUGAGGUUAUGCGAGUGGUUGAGAAGGAUUUGGUGAAGUUGGCGAAGAUCUGCGCUGGAUUGCCUGGAGUUAUGCGGAAGCUGUAUGAAUACGUGAAGCCUUCGGUAGUUUGGAGGAACGCCUUCAGUCAGGGUGAUCUUUGGAACAACAACGUGAUGUUCAAGCAUGGUUUGGGAGGGGAACCUGUGGGAUGUAUUUUGGUGGACUUCCAGCUAGCUCGGUACACACCGCCAGCAUACGAUAUCAAUCUGCUGCUGUCGUUAACGUCUACGAACGCGUUCAGAUCAAAACAUAUGAACGCCUUACUGGAUCACUAUUACGAAGUCUUUGUAGGAAAUCUUUCCCAAAAUGGUAUUGACCCUUCAAAGAUCUACACGAAGCAAUCUUUUCUAGAAAGUUGCCGUUACUACCGACUUGGAGGUCAAAUACAUGGUUGUGCCAUUGCUCCGGAAGUUCUGCUAGCACAGUUUUAUCUAGACGAGAUAUUCCUUCUGUCCGAGGAUGGUUUCAUGACUCCGUCCAAGGUGAAGAUCUGUUUGAAGGCAUUCCAAUUGGACGCGGUAUACCGCGAACGUAUGCUGGACUGCGCCCAGGAGUUGAUAUCAAGCAUUUCUUGAAAUUGUUUCGAAUCUUGUUUGUUAAAUAAAAACAACUCUAUUUUUAA